Ctenocephalides felis (cat flea) is the source of this 1613-nucleotide messenger RNA. It is a transcript of the gene DhpD, whose product is annotated as guanine deaminase. Bases 77 to 1474 code for a protein of 465 amino acids. Gene Ontology annotation, cellular component: cytosol. NCBI's taxonomy places the organism in Eukaryota, Metazoa, Arthropoda, Insecta, Siphonaptera, Pulicidae. The transcript is spliced from 8 exons. Gene Ontology annotation, molecular function: guanine deaminase activity; zinc ion binding. The record is from RefSeq and is a predicted model, not a curated record. Gene Ontology annotation, biological process: guanine catabolic process.
AAAGACUGAAGAAACGAAACAAUUUAACAAAAUAUUCUAAGAGAGAACAAAUUGGUUGUUUAAAUUAUUCUUUAAAAUGGCUGACAUUAGAGAUCAUUUAAUAGUAGGCACAAUUGUACAUUCUUUGUCAAUUGAUGAUUUAAAUAUAAUAAAUAAAGGAUACUUAGCAGUUAAAGAUGGCAAGAUUGUUGCAAUCGGAGAUGCUUCAUCCGUCCAAGAUGUUUCAGAGUAUAUUUCAAAGCACGGAUUAAACUGUGAGAUUACCCAAUUAUCUGAAACUCAAUUUAUUAUGCCUGGAUUUAUAGAUUGCCAUAUACAUGCUCCACAAAUGCCUAAUAUUGGUUUAGGACUCGGUCUGCCUUUACUCGAUUGGUUGGAUACAUUUACUUUUCCAUUAGAGACUGAAUAUAAAAACGUUGAUUUUGCCAGCAAAGUUUAUGACAAAGUUGUGAGUAGAACACUAGAAUGUGGAACUACGACAGCUUCUUAUUUUGCUACUAUACAUAAGGAAAGCACUUUGGCAUUAGCUAGGGCUUGUGAUAUUCAAGGGCAACGAGCGCUUAUUGGCAAAGUCAAUAUGAAUGCUUUAAUUCCUAGCUAUUAUCGUGAAGAUACAUAUGACUCUAUUCAAGACACCAAAGACAUUAUAAAUGCUAUUUCUCGCAUGAACAGUAAACUUAUUAAACCAAUAAUUACACCAAGAUUUGUUCUAAGUUGUGAUAUGCACUUGAUGACCGAACUAGCUAAAAUUGCCAAAGAGAAUAACUUACAUAUACAGUCACAUAUUUCUGAAAAUAAAGCUGAAGUGAAAGUGGUUGCAAAAACAUAUUCAAGUAAUAAAAAUUAUGCGAGUGUUUAUGAUGAAGCACAGUUGCUUACAAAUAAGACAAUUAUGGCACAUGGAGUAUAUUUAACUGAUGAUGAAUUAAUAUUAUUAAAGCAACGUGGCACUUCUAUUGCUCAUUGUCCUUCUUCAAAUACAAAUCUUGCUUCUGGUUUAUGUAAUGUCAGGCGUUUAUUAAAAGCUGGACUGACAGUUGGCUUAGGAACUGAUAUUUCUGGUGGUAAUACCUGUCUUAUUCUGGAUGUGAUGCGAAGAGCUUUAGAUGUAUCCCAACAUUUGAGCUUUUUGAAAUCGGAUAAUGUUGUAUGUCCAAGUGAAAUGGUGAUUGAAGAACAAACAUCAUUAACACAUGCUAAUGUAAUAUAUCUGGCAACUUUAGGUGGUGCAGAAGCCUUAUCUCUGGAUAGUCAAAUUGGAAACUUUAAAUUUGGCAAAGAUUUUGAUGCCUUAAUAGUUGAUAUUAAUGUGCCUGGAUCUCCAAUAGUCAAUUUUGAAAUGACAGACGCAUUAACUACCAAACUUGCUUCAGAUGAUGAUGCUAAAAUUUCAAAUUAUUUGCAGAAAUUUAUUUUAGUCGGCGAUGAAAGAAAUAUUAUCAAGGUAUUUGUAGAUGGUAAGCAAGUAAAAUAACUUUUAGUUCUUGGACAAGCAUUAUGUGCCUUAUAAUUUAAAUUUUAUCUAAUGGUAAAUGCCAAUAGUGUCCUUGUAUGAUAGUUAAUUAGGUAAUAAGCGAAAUGUGAUACGGAAUACGUAAAUCAAUUCUAAUUCU